Molecule: messenger RNA, 2945 nt
Organism: Penaeus indicus
Lineage: Eukaryota; Metazoa; Arthropoda; Malacostraca; Decapoda; Penaeidae
Product: snake venom 5'-nucleotidase-like
Exons: 10
Coding region: 423-2294 (623 amino acids)
Biological process (GO): AMP catabolic process
Cellular component (GO): plasma membrane
Molecular function (GO): 5'-nucleotidase activity
Source: RefSeq, a predicted model, not a curated record
AUCCUUGGGGCGAGAGCCUUGUCGCAGGUCCUCGUCGCGUAGUGUAGUGCGAGAUCGGAUUCGCUACCUUUUGCAAGUUUUGUGAAGAUAUAUUUAUAUAUACAUUAUACAUUAUUAUUUUUUUAUCGGAGACGUUUGUGAUAAGUAGACGUGUUCUGUAGUGUUUACCAAAAAGAGGGUGAAAAAUCUUUUUUUUUUAAUACAGUCCUUUGAGAAACAUUUGGAAAAAAGUCUUUGCUGGAAACAAAGUUUUUUUGUGCAACAGAAAAAAAAACAGCAAAGCAAAGAAGAAGGAAAAAACAUAACGAAACAGAGAGCGAGAAAGAGAAAAACUCCCCACCCCCCACCGCAAAAAUAAAUAAAUAAAUAAAUAAACAAUAAUAAUAAAAAUAAAAGAAAAACCAAAAAACAACAACAUCAAAAUGUCCACCCACCUUACCCCUCCCUCCUUCUCCACCUCCACCACCUCCUCCUCCAACCUCCCCCGCCACCUCCUCCUCCACCUCCUCGUCCUCCUCCUCCUCGCAGUCGUCUCUCCCCGCACGACCCUCGCGCAGGACACGACCGCCGCCAGCCAGGACGACCUCGAGCUCACGAUCCUCCACCUGAACGACUUCCACGCGCGCUUCGAGGAGACGAACGUGUACUCGGGCAGGUGCACCGAGGGCGACCGCGAGAAGAACAGGUGCUACGGGGGCUUCGCCAGACUCAGCACGGCCUUGCAGAGCUUCCGCCGCGAGCGCCCCAACGUGCUGUUCCUGGCGGCCGGAGACUACUACCAGGGCACCGUGUGGUAUACGAUCCACAAGUGGCGCGCCCUCUCGCACUUCCUCAACAUCAUAGGACAAGACGCCAUGUCCCUCGGCAACCACGAGUUCGACGACGGCGUGGCGGGCGUCGUGCCCUUCCUGGAGAACGUGUCCUUCCCCGUGCUCGCCGCCAACUUCGAGGACCGGAGGGAGCCCUCGAUCCAGGGCAAGUACAGCAAGUCGGCGGUGUUCGUCAGGGGCGGCAGGAAGGUCGGAGUCGUCGGCUACGUCACGGUGGAGACUAUGAUGAUUGCCAAUCCUGGAAGAAUUAUCAUUACCGAUGAAGUACAAGCUGUGAGGAAAGAGGCGCAGAGAUUGAAGAGUGAAGAAGGCGUAGACAUCAUCAUUGCCUUGGGACACGCGGGGUUCAAGAAGGACCUGGAACUGGCGAGAGAAGUCGAAGAGGUAGACGUAGUCGUGGGCGGCCAUACGAACACCUUCCUCUACACCGGAGGCGACGACCCUUCGACGGAGCCGAGCGUGGGCCAGUACCCGACCGUCGUGACCCAGGCCUCGGGCAGGAAAGUGCUGGUGGUACAAGCUUACGCCUUCGGGAAGUACCUGGGUCACCUGGAGGUCACCUUCGACGCGGCGGGCGAGGUCAAGACCUGGCGAGGGAAUCCCGUGCUGAUGGACAAUGCGGUGGAGGAAGACCCCCGGAUCCUGGCGGAGUUGGUCCCGUUCCAGGAGCAGGUGGCGAGCGUCGUCAAGGAGGAGAUCGGCAAGACUUAUGUAUUCCUCGACGGCACCCGAGUCAAUUGCAGGAUGAAGGAAUGCAAUCUUGGCAACUUGCAAACGGAUGCGAUCGUGCACAUGAACACGAAGUACCCGGAUGACGCCCGCUGGGCCCGCACGGCGCUGGCCAUCCUCAACGGCGGCGGCAUUCGGGCCUCCGUCGACGAGCGCGCCUCCAACGGUACCAUCACAAUGGAAGACAUUCUUACAGUGGCUCCUUUCCAAAAUACCAUUGACAUCGUGGAGCUCAAGGGACGACAUGUGAAGGAAAUGUUCGAAUAUUCUGUGCAAAACUACGAUAUCACGGGACAGAAUCUCUUUGGUGGAUUUCUACAAGUCUCCGGCUUCGUUGUGGUGUACGACAUCAACCUCCCCGUCGGGCAGCGCGUGGUGCGCCUCCAGGCCAGGUGCGUGUCGUGUCGAGUGCCCGAGAUGAAGGACGUGGUGGAGGACGAGGUGUACCAGAUCGCGAUGCCGUCCUACCUGGCCAACGGCGGCGACGGCUACGAGGUCAUCCGGGACAACAAGGUCGAGCAUCACUUGACAGGCUUGCUCGACACGGACGCCUUCUCGCAGUACAUCUCGCUGAACACUCCGAUUUACCAGGGCUUGGAAAAUCGGAUUCUCUACAUCAACUCCAACGACCUCUGUCCUGGUAACGCUGCUCACCGACCUCAGGGAUUUCUUGGCGCUGUGGUGCUGGCAAUAAUGGUGGUGGUUUUGGCGGGAGGAUUGGAGAUUCGAAAUUGAAAAGGAUUGAUUGACAUAUGUGGUGGUUUGGCAUUUUUAUCUGUUCUUUGUCCGUGUGUCUAUAUUGUGGUUUGUUUUAUGUGUAUGUAUAUUGUACAUUGAUUUAGAUUUGAAAGAGUGAUAAUUAUCAUGGUGGUUUGGAAUUUGUAUUUGUUCUUUUUCUGCGUGUGUGUUUUGUGUUAUGUGUAUGUAUAUUGUAUAUUGAUUUCAAUUUGUAAGAUUGAUAAUGAUUAUGGUGGCUUGGAUUUUUUUUUUGUGUGUGUAUUUUGUCUUUUUGUGUAUACAUUGUUUUGUGUGUAUUGUCUUGUAUAUGGGUAAUUUUGUGGUUGCGAGAAGGAAGAUGGCAUUAUUAUUGUUAUUAUUAUUAUUAUCAUUAUUAUUUGUUCUCUUCAGAGUAAAGACUUAUAUUUAUGGAUAAAAGAAUGAUCUGAGUGUACAUAUAUAUUUUUAUAGAUAUGAAACAUUCCCCCGAAAUAGUCGUGUGCCAUAGAUUCUCGUAAAUAAGCAAGUUGAAGAUGAUUUUGGCCUCGGAGCAUGUUUUCACUGUCAAUGAAUUCGAAUAUACCUCAAGUGUCUCGCUUCUUCAUAGGCCUUUCUGAGAACAGGCACGUUUUGUCCACUUCAUGAAUGCAUUCUGGCUUGCGCCUAUGU